This is a messenger RNA of Corythoichthys intestinalis (scribbled pipefish), 1780 nucleotides long. RefSeq lists its product as uncharacterized. The transcript has 3 exons. Lineage: Eukaryota; Metazoa; Chordata; Actinopteri; Syngnathiformes; Syngnathidae. Bases 180 to 803 code for a protein of 207 amino acids. The record is from RefSeq and is a predicted model, not a curated record.
AGCAUAUGACACGAGAAAAAAAGUCUUAAAUAGCAUUAUUGUGUGAAUUAGAAUCAUAUUUUGAGACGAUUCGACUAUAUACAGCAAAUUUGCAAAGCACAGAUAACGAGAAAUUAGACUUUUAAUGUGCUGUUAGGCCCCUCCUCCUGUUAAAGCCCGCUGGCGCCGCCAUCUUGCUGAUGACGUCAGCGGUAGAACGAUUUCAGGCAGCUUUAGCAUUGAGCCCAAUGGAGGAGGAAACAUUUUCCAGCGAUUCUGGUUCAAGUUUGGAAUUUUCAAACAUAAUUGGCGAUCCAGAGGAAGUAUGUGCCAUACAGCCAUAUAGGUUUGAGCCAUAUUUGGAGGAAAAAGAUAUGGAAUCAGAAAGCAGCGACACAGACGAGACUGAGCCAAACUCCCAGGAUGACCACAGCAGACUGGGCAACACUGCAUGGUGUUCAUGUGAAUGCUGUGCAGUGAUGCCCACAGUAGAUGAGUGCGUUUGCUGUGGUGAACAGGAGCGAGUCAGGGAGAAGAUGGAGGGGGCUGGGGUCCAAUGUAUUACCCAGCACCCUGGAUUUCAGCCCGUGUGCCUGAACGUAGACGUCCUUCAGACAGCCUAUUAUGCCUACAGGCAAAAUUAUGAGGACCAGUCAGGAAACAACUGGAAACGUUACACGGCGUAUCGCCAGUUUGUGCGCUGGGUGUACGAGUUCCUGGGGCGGAGGAUCAGGGUUCCUCUACCAGCCUGUGUGGUCGCGCAGAUCAGGACAAGCUUCCCAUCACCGGAGUUUGUUGGAUACCAACCUUGUAAUCCUCCCUAAAACUCCAAGUUGAAUAAAAUAUUGUAAUCGUUUCAUUAUACAGUCAUCCUGAUGUGAUUUUUAAAAGAAUAUCUCUACUUCAAUAUUUUUGCAAGCCUCAGUGGUUAGUCUUAUUACAUAUUUGCUAAGUGCAAUACAAAAAUUAUAUUUCCAUGACAAAGUAUUGUACUGAAUGGAAUAUGGAAAUAUGACAAAUGCAAGGACGUUAUAAGAUACUUAUUUCUGACAUGCUGAUACAAGUAAAAAACAAUUGCUACUGUAUCAAGCUCAAGACAAUGAUUUGGAAAAAUACACAAAAUGGUUUUAUUCACCGGAAUUUAAGUGUGCCAUUAUAUUUUAUAUAUACCAACAUAUUUACACAGGGCUCGAACCAAUAAUACCUUAUAAAUUCAAAAAACUAGCUCACAUUUUCAAAAGAUGACAACGAAAGAACUGGGGAACACAAUUAUACAAAAUUAAAGGUUCAAUCAUGGCACAUUAAAACGUGUGACAUGAUCCCGGACCGCCUGUUCUUUGUCAGGUCGCUGAAAGCUGCUGCUGAGGGAUAACCUCCCGGCCUCGGGCACAGCCGGUAUCGCCUCCAAUUCAUCCGGCUCUACAUCACUCGCGUCCUGCACAAGCCUCUCCACCGCCGACAUCAGCUCGCUAACAUACUCUGAUAACAAGGGAAGCAAAUGGUACUGACAAAUGCACAGAGAUAAUUCCACAUGAAAUCCAUUCCAUUUAUCUUGCAAAUAUCAAGCAAAAAUGGGACAGAUUCUAAAAACACACUUGACACUGUAUCCAGUAAUAAAGUGUCCAAAGGUUUGUACAUUACGAUGACACCCAAUAAUUUACAACAAUGAGUUCAAUUGACAGGAUUAGUAAUGCGUACUUACCAAAUGUAGGGUUCUCCAAAACUUUGCGCACAACAUGGCCGCCUUGUUUUGAUUUUGGAAAGUGGAUGCUAUAAAUCCCCACUCCGUCUCGGGUUAAGC